AGUCCAGGGUUUUAACCUCUAUCUAACCACCUCCUUGGCCUCUCUCCACAAUACAAAACUGUUUUUCUUGGGUUGCCAUUGGUGUAUGCUUAUCACUGGGCUGAUGGUACCCUCCUCCCUUGUCAGAGAACUGACACUGGGACGUUUUUCACUUCACGUGGUAUGCUAAAGGUAAAGACGAGGCUCUAAGAUGGCCUUGACUUUGGCAGACAGAGCCAUUGGGGCCAUUAUUGGGUCAGCAGCAGCAGAUGCAGCAGCCCAGCCCAUGCAUUGGAUCUACAAUCCAGACAGGCUCAAAGAAGUUCUCUCUGAUCUGGAGCCCUGUCCUGAGUUUCGGCCUCAGUCAGCCAAUCCUUUUUACCACAGGACGACGGGCGAGCAGACUUGCUACGGGGACCAGGCAUAUGUCCUGCUAGAGUCACUGAGCGAGUGUGGAGAUGUAAAUGUGGAAGACUUGACCAUGCGCAUCUACAAGUUCUUUGGCCCAGGAACAGUGUACGAUCUGCCUCUCAAUGAUCCUUACAGGAAGAAAGAAGGUCCCAAAGCCAUCCUCCCCAUAGAUGGCCCAUGGAGAAACGCGAGCCUGAAAGCUUUCAUCAGAAAUGUGGAUGCUGGCAAAGAAGAAACUGGCUGUGAUACAGACUGUCAGAUGGACGGCGUCACUAAGCUGGCUCCGGUGGUGGCCAUGUACGCUGGCCGACCUGAGAUGCUGGAGAAGGUGGAGAAAGCCAUACGGGUGACCCAGAACAAUGACAUGUGUGUCGCUGGGACACUGGCUGCAGCAAGGUUUUUGGAGCAUUUCAUUCUGAAUGGUCCAGAUCCAAAUGCCCUAGAUGCUGUUCUGACCCAGUUGAAUGACCCGAAGAGACAGAACCCUCAGGAGCUGGACCAGGCUGCCAUUGCACAUAUCCACCAGGUGAAGGACAACCUGGCCAAGACAUCCCAACAGCUCAUACCUGCUGUGUUCACAAACACAUGAGCUUUGCCUGGGGCGUUCCAGGGAGCGCUUCAUGGAGUCCUGAAGCUGAAACAGCUGGAUGAAGCAGUCAGGGACACCAUGCGCUGCGGGGGAUGCACCGCCAGCCGAGCCUCCUUCAUAGGAGCCUGUUUUGGGGCACAGACUGGUCUCCAGGGAAUCCCAGAGUCUUGGAGGAAGAGGACACUCAGAUACCCUCUGCUGCUGGAGCUAGCUGAAAAUGUGGUCCAAAAAAGUCAGCAAUUGUAGUUUGUAGCUUUGAUUUUUGCCCUAAAUAAAAUUGUUUUAUCUGCUAUCAAGUAUUUAUGGAGCGCUGGGUAGUCAAAGCUAUUUUAGAAGACUUUCUCAAGUUGCAGGUGCACUUUGACAUGACGAUCCAUGACAGUCGCAUUCUAAAGUCUUGUACUGAAUGAAACUUGAAUCCUUUUGCUCCGUCAAAGCUGCACCAUGUAAGAAAGUGAAAGUCUGUGUGAAGUAUUUAUGUUGUGUUGAGGACAUGGAAUACAUUUAUCCUCAGCAGCUGCAUCGUACACUAGGAAACAGUCUCAAAUAAAGAACCUUUAUGUCACCAACAUA
Molecule: messenger RNA, 1552 nt
Organism: Sander lucioperca (pikeperch)
Lineage: Eukaryota; Metazoa; Chordata; Actinopteri; Perciformes; Percidae
Product: crystallin J1B-like
Exons: 10
Source: RefSeq, a predicted model, not a curated record